AUGCAGUCUGUUGGGGAGAUGCAAUCGAUGGCGACCAAUUUCUUCUCCGCCUACGCGUCCAUGGCGGCCUCCAUCAUGCUCUUCCGCUCGAUCGCCAACGACGUCAUCCCAGAGCCCGUCCGCUCCUUCUUCCACACCACCUUCGGCCCCUUCCUCAAGCGCCUCCUCGACCGGCUAUUCCGCUUCAGAAAGCCCAAGCUCAUGACACUAAUCGUCGACGAGCAGUCCGGUAUCCUCCCCAAUCAAAUCUACGAGGCCGCCGAGAUCUACCUCCGGACGAAGAUCAACCCGGACACCGACCGCCUGCGGGUCAACAAGACCGCCAAGCAGAAGACCAUCACGCUCGGCAUCGUCCGGGACCAGGAGGUUGCCGACCGCUUCCAAGGCUUCGAUCUGACGUGGCAGUUCGUCCUCGUCGAACCGGAUGGAGAUCGACGGAAGUACCAGACGGAGAAGCGCUACUUCGAGCUGACGUUCGAGAAAUCGAACAAAGAGGCGGUGGUCGAGGAGUACCUGCCGCACGUGCUGUCGCGUGCGAAGGAAAUCAGGGAGAAGGACAGGGCGGUGAAGCUGUACACGAGGGACUGUCCCUUCAGCGACAACGACGAGGACGGUGGGAGUGGGAACGGGUACUGGGGUUGCGUCAACCUGGACCACCCGGCCACGUUCGAGAAGCUGGCCAUGGAUCCAGAUCUGAAGCGGGCGGUAAUCGAGGACCUGGACCGGUUCGUGAGGAGGAAAGAGUAUUAUCGGAGGGUGGGAAAGGCGUGGAAGAGGGGUUACCUGCUGUACGGGCCGCCGGGGACGGGGAAAUCCAGCCUGGUGGCGGCGAUGGCCAACUACCUAAAGUUCGAUGUCUACGAUCUGGAGCUCACCAGCGUGUACUCGAAUUCGGAUCUGAGGAGGACGCUGUUGAGUACCAACAAUCGGUCGAUUAUCGUAAUUGAGGAUGUUGAUUGCAGCGCACAGAUGCACGAUAGAGACGGGGAAUCGGACGGGGACUCGGAUUCUGAGCGUGGGAACUCGUCUGGCAUGUUGAAUUUCAUAGACGGACUAUGGUCCACUUGUGGAGACGAAAGAAUAAUUAUUUUCACUACUAACCACAAAGAAAAGUUGGAUCCGGCUCUUUUACGGCCCGGUCGAAUGGACAUGCACAUUCACAUGGGUUACUGCACGCCUGAGGGUUUUGACGUUUUGGUCUUGAAUUACUUGGAAAUAAAUGAUCAUCCAUUGUUUUUUGAAAUUAAAGAGUUAAUUAGAGAAAAUGAGAUAACUCCAGCAGAGAUUGCAGAGCACUUGAUGAGGAAUGAGGAUCCAACUCUUGCCCUUGAGGGUGUACUCAAUUUGUUGAAGCAAAAAAAGCAGGUGGACAAUGUAAAAAAUGAGGAGAGUGAUGCUAAGGAAAAUAAAAUAAAUGGAGAUUAUGAUGAGAGUAUUGAGAUAGAGGGAAAGAAAAGGAAAGGAAAGCUUGAGAAAAUUGUUGGAAAUUUGACUAGGAGGGGGACAAGAGUAAAAAAUUGUGAAUUGGAGCAAAAAAUAAAAUGA
Messenger RNA from Striga asiatica, 1545 nucleotides. The record is from the annotation of a GenBank genome assembly. Lineage: Eukaryota; Viridiplantae; Streptophyta; Magnoliopsida; Lamiales; Orobanchaceae.